Messenger RNA from Monopterus albus (swamp eel), 1520 nucleotides. RefSeq names its product transmembrane p24 trafficking protein 2 (gene tmed2). NCBI's taxonomy places the organism in Eukaryota, Metazoa, Chordata, Actinopteri, Synbranchiformes, Synbranchidae. Bases 158 to 763 code for a protein of 201 amino acids. The record is from RefSeq and is a predicted model, not a curated record. The transcript has 4 exons.
AGAGAACAGUACUCAGCACUUGAGGCUGGAGCGGCUUCUGUCCCGUAACGAUUCUGCAUUCUAACUGACAUCCUGCACUCCUGCAGGAUAUACUGAAGCAAGGAGUCUCUCCAUACCACCAGACUCGCAGUGAUACUCGCUAGACAGCCUUUGAAUCAUGUUUACCGUAUCGGAGCUGGUUGUCUUGCUGGCCGUCAUGACUGCCACUGCGUCGGGCUACUUCGUUAGCAUAGACGCCCAUGCCGAGGAAUGCUUCUACGAGCUGGUCAACUCCGGCACCAAGAUGGGCCUCAUGUUUGAGGUGGCCGAAGGAGGCUUUUUGGACAUCGAUGUUGAGAUAACAGGACCCGAUGGAAAGCAGAUUUAUAAAGGUGACAGGGAGUCCAGUGGGAAAUACUCGGUGGCAGCUCACAUGGACGGCACCUACAAGUUCUGCUUCAGCAACAAGAUGUCAACCAUGACACCCAAAAUCGUCAUGUUCACAAUUGAUAUUGGGGAGGCACCUAAAGGCCAAGAUAUGGAGACAGAAGCCCACCAGAACAAGCUGGAGGAAAUGAUCAACGAGCUGGCGGUUGCAAUGACGGCCGUGAAGCAUGAGCAGGAGUACAUGGAGGUCCGUGAGAGGAUACACAGAGCAAUCAAUGACAACACAAACAGCAGAGUGGUGCUGUGGUCGUUCUUCGAAGCCCUGGUUCUGGUGGCGAUGACACUUGGACAAAUUUACUACUUGAAGAGAUUUUUUGAAGUACGGCGAGUGGUGUAGCGCAAUUAAACGAUCCCUCUGUCCUCCACUGUUUUCUCCAACACCAAGACAGUUACACUCUGGAAAUGAGACUGGCAGUUUUGCGAAACGCCCACAUAUGAUUGGACCUCAAAUGUUUUGUUCUCCUGUUACCUAUAUUCUCCCUUCUUUAUAAAUGUAAUUAGUCUAUGUUUGAAACAAAUGGCCAACAGAUUCUGGGAUAGAUGUUAAUUUCAUUAGGUUUUUUUUGUUAACUUUUUUGUCCAAUAUUGUUUGAUAAUUACAGUUAAGUACCAAUUAAAUGCCAGUACAGUUUUGCCUGUAUGAAUGACUGCAAGGCUCAUUUAAGUAAAGGUGAUAAAAAAAACAGACUUACUGUAGAAAUGUGUGUCAGUGGAUAGGUGUGUGAGGAGUCACCACAGGAGAAUAUAGCUCUCAUUAAGAUUGGACUGGAACCCAUUUCAAAUGAUCUGACUGCAGUAGCUCAUUGUCUGAGAUGCAGGGGACUUUGUUUCUCAUGUCUAAGCCAAGUCAGACAAAGCACUGUCGAAUAUAUGAUAUCUGAACGUUGUGUUAAUGCUCUCUAACACCAAAUUGCACUCCUGAUGGAUAUGUCUAAAUAUCUUAAGGAUUUACAUUGCAGCUGGUCUUUAAAGGAAACUACAGCUUCUAGCUCUAUCGGUUCAUAGCGAUCCAGGCUGCGGGGGGUUCAGUGGACAGCUUGACUCCCUGGUUAGUUCAGAACUUUAUUCAACAGGCAAGAGCUUUUUUUUUGGCC